This is a messenger RNA of Budorcas taxicolor (takin), 492 nucleotides long. It is a transcript of the gene FAM162B, whose product is annotated as family with sequence similarity 162 member B. The record is from RefSeq and is a predicted model, not a curated record. Lineage: Eukaryota; Metazoa; Chordata; Mammalia; Artiodactyla; Bovidae. The transcript has 4 exons. The coding region runs from base 1 to 492 and encodes 163 amino acids.
AUGCUGGCCACGGUCGGGAGCCUCCUGCGCCUCCGCCUAGGGCGCAUCCCCUGCUGCGCCCCGGGAGCGCCCCCAGAUGUCGAGAGGCGGCCGGUCGCGUCUCUCUGGCCCCGGGGUCACCCCCAGUACUCCAGUGGCGGGAGCCCCGGCCGCUCGGAGCCCCCAGGUUCUGCCGAGAAGGUCCAUAGGGUCCCCGCUGAGCACAAGCCGUCGCAAUUCGACAAGAGAAUCCUGCUGUGGACCGGGCGUUUCAAAGCGAUGGAGGAUAUCCCGCCUCGGAUUCCGCCAGAAAUGAUAGAUGCUGCAAGAAACAAAGCUCGGGUGAAAGCUUGUUACAUAAUGAUUGGACUCACAAUCAUUGCCUGCUUUGCAGUGAUAGCAUCAGCCAAAAGGGCUGCAGAACGACAUGAAUCUUUAACAAGUUGGAACCUGGCAAAGAAGGCAAAAUGGCGUGAAGAAGCAGCGCUGGCUGCACAGGCCAAGGCUAAAUGA